AUGGCCGACACUAACACCCUGCCCACCGUGGCGGACGAGAAGACCAACAUCGACACCACCGCCGCCCACCGCGAGACGGGCGAGAGCAGCAGCGGCCACCGGGAACACGAUUUCAUCGAGAAGUUCGAGCACUCCGCCCCGGGAUACGGCAACGAGCGGGCGGAGAAGGCGAUAGACGAUGUCAAGGACGAAGACAACCCCAAUGUGCACACCACCUUCAACGCCCAGCUCUUCCUGGGACUCACAGCCAUGUCCUUCCUGUGGGUGGGCUCACAAAUCCCGCUGUACCUCUUCGGAUCGGUCUUGCCCGACAUCUACAGUGAAGUCGGAGGCGCGAAUGGACGAUGGGUGUGGAUGAUCAUCGGUUAUUUGAUUCCCAACGCUGCGCUGUGUCCCUUCGUGGGUGCCUUGUCCGAUAUCUUCGGCCGCAAAGCGGUGGCGGCGUUUGGACAAGUUCUGUUGAUUAUCGGACCUGUGGUCGUUUCGACGGCGCACGACAUCAAUGUUGCAAUCGGCGGCAUGGUCAUCGCAGGUCUGGGAGCUGGUCUCAACGAACUGAUCGCCCUCGCGGGAACAUCUGAAAUGGUACCGGUUCGAAAGCGAGCGGGCUACGUCGGUGCGGUCGUCUUCACGAUCCUGCCCUUCUGCCCGUCGCCCCUCUGGGCUCAGCUCAUCACGAAGGACUCGAACUGGCGAUAUAUCGGUGCGCUGGUUGGUGCGUGGAAUGCGAUUGGCUUGAUCUUGGUUGCGCUCUGCUACAAGGAUCCAGUCCGCGAACGUCCAGCGGCCAAGGAGAUUCUCAAGCAGAUUGACUACGUUGGCGGUAUGCUCAGCAUUGGCGGCGUGACGUGCUUCAUGUCCGGGAUGCAAUGGGGAGCUCGUCAGUACGAAUGGACCACUGUACACGUCCUGGUGCCCUUUUUGAUCGGUCUCGUCAUGAUCAUUGCCUUCUUCGUCUGGGAAAUCUGCUUCGCCAAGUAUCCCAUGGUCCCCAAGGCUGUCUUCUCGAAAGACAAGCGAACGAUGAUCCUGAUCCUGUUGGUUACCUUCUUCAGCGGUGGUAACUUCUUCGUCAUCUUGCUGUUCUGGCCGACGCAGGUGUACAACAUGUACGGAAACGACCCCGUGCAGAUCGGUAUUCGAACGCUCCCUAUCGGAUUCGGCAUCAUCUUUGGUGCGGCGUUCGCUCUGGUCUUGAUCGGAGCUACUAAAGGACGUACGACCAUCCUCAUGAUCUUCUGGACCGUCUUCAUGACGGCAUUCGUGGGAGCUAUGUCAGUCGCACGACCAGACAACCUCAACCCCGUCGUAUAUCCCAUCAUCACACUGGCAUCCGUCGGUGUGGGUGCCGUCAUCAUUCCCUGCUCGAUUAUCGCACAGAUCAUGUGUCCCACGGAGUUGAUUGGAACCAUCACGGCGAUCACACUCUCCAUCCGAUACAUUGGCGGUGCCGUGGGUUUCGCCGCCUACUACAACGUCUUCUUCCACAAGUACUACGCCUUGGCCAACACGGUGGCCGGCCCACAGAUCACCGACGCCGGAAUCACGACCGAUUACUUCGAGCUGGUGAACCUCAUCACGCUGGCGUCGAACGCCGAGUACCAAAAGGUCAUGGACUUGAUCGCGAGCAGCCCGACGGUGAUGCACAAGGAUACGGCGUACGCCACCAUCAUCAGCGCCGUGCAAGAUGCGUUCGGCAUCGCCUACCAGUGGCCGUACUGGAUCAGCAUUGCGUUUGGUGGUGUUUGCAUAUUAUGUUCGUUGGGACUGAGGGAUAUCCGACAGCACAUGUGA
Messenger RNA from Zasmidium cellare ATCC 36951, 1794 nucleotides. RefSeq lists its product as uncharacterized. The coding region runs from base 1 to 1794 and encodes 597 amino acids. Gene Ontology annotation, cellular component: membrane. Gene Ontology annotation, molecular function: transmembrane transporter activity. The record is from RefSeq and is a predicted model, not a curated record. NCBI's taxonomy places the organism in Eukaryota, Fungi, Ascomycota, Dothideomycetes, Mycosphaerellales, Mycosphaerellaceae. The transcript is spliced from 4 exons. Gene Ontology annotation, biological process: transmembrane transport.